UAUUCUUCUCGUUACACAGUAACGAUAGUCAGCUUUCGAGUCAUAGUCAAAGUUCACUCACACUCCCACCACCAACAGCGACUGGGGUUGCUGUCACUCAUAUGAAUAGCAGCAACAAUACCGGCAAUAGCAAUAACAACUAUGAGCUGUCUGCCGCAAGUGGCAACGGUGGUAUGCUGCUAGCUCCCGUACAAGGCUCCAUGGCGCCUGGCGCUGCUGACAGUUCGGCAACGCAUCAAUAUGAUGGUAAUAAUGCAAAUGCUAUUAUUACCAAUGCUGCACAUAAUAUUACGAGCAAUCACAAAAAUAAUAACUUGCCUCCUACCGCAGGCAAUAAGGAGAACGCCAAACCAACGGAAUUUGCUGUGCGACGUCCGCAGAGUUUCACUUUGCUAAAUACAUACAAGCAAAAUUGGAAGACGGCCAACAAUCACUUUCAACGAUACUCAGAUGUGAAACCGCGUGAAGAACGCCGUCCAACGGUUAUUGAUUUGGCAAAUCAGUCCAAUGUAAUGGGCAAAAUUAAUGGUUGGAAAAUCUAUCAUUUAAGUUCACAAAUGGAGGAUUUGUGUGAGAAUGAAUCGAAUGGGUACGAUCAGUUGAGCAAUAUGUUGAAGCAAAUGGAAACGCAUGAGAAGAAUCCGGAAAUUGAGCGCAUUAACGAACUGCUUAAGGGUAACAUACAGCGUAGCAAAAUAAUAGUCGAUGGCAUACAUGAAGCACAAAAUCAGAUGAUGAAAAUUUUUGAGCAUAAAUCGCACAUAUCGGAUAUAUUACAUCGGUGCGCUUCGAAACGUAAUUUUAAGAAACGCGAGAAAUUUUAAAACGGCAUAAAUCAGCAUUUGUAAAAAUCUUACCGUUCUAUAUAAAUUCUUAGAUUUUAUUAUAUUGUAAAUUAAUUAUUAAGUUAUAUACUAUCUUUACGAAUGUACAUGCACAUACAUAUAUAAAUGUUUUAUUUGAAAAAUUUUAAAACAAAAAAAAAAUAAGCGUUUCUCGGUUCUUCUAAGCUACGUACAUUAAAUACUAGUUGUGUUAAGAAAUAUUCCGCUUAUAUUAAACACGUGAAGAAAGUUACCAUUUCCACAAAGAAAAGAACGAACUAAAAUUAGAUGUGCUCAAUUUUCUUUUCUGUCGUGAGUUAAAUGCAUUUGCACGUAAAAACUACAAAU
Rhagoletis pomonella (apple maggot) is the source of this 1172-nucleotide messenger RNA. Its product is annotated as histone deacetylase complex subunit SAP130-like. The transcript has 4 exons. Lineage: Eukaryota; Metazoa; Arthropoda; Insecta; Diptera; Tephritidae. Gene Ontology annotation, cellular component: Sin3-type complex. The record is from RefSeq and is a predicted model, not a curated record. Gene Ontology annotation, biological process: negative regulation of transcription by RNA polymerase II. Bases 102 to 824 code for a protein of 240 amino acids.